Messenger RNA from Jatropha curcas, 1865 nucleotides. RefSeq names its product putative UDP-glucuronate:xylan alpha-glucuronosyltransferase 5. NCBI's taxonomy places the organism in Eukaryota, Viridiplantae, Streptophyta, Magnoliopsida, Malpighiales, Euphorbiaceae. Gene Ontology annotation, molecular function: glycosyltransferase activity. The record is from RefSeq and is a predicted model, not a curated record.
GCACAUUGUCAUCCUACCAAACCAAGCAAAACCUUUUUCUCUUCUCAUUUUCGGAUUACAAAUAAAUGUAAGCUUCAGUUCCUUUCCUUCUUCUCCCUUAUAAAUACCCAAAAUUAAACCAGACGUUUAUAGCUCAACAGCUCAGAUAUGGCCUUUUACAGGCCUCAAAGAUCAUUCCAAAGCCUCUUCGCUUUCUUUCUCUUAUUCUUCUCUUCAUCCCUCUUUUUCUUGGUUUUGACUUUUAAACCAAAACACCAUUAUGUUACUAACCCUUCACUAAUCUCUCCUACAAAUGACUGGUUCGAUCUUGUUUCCAGAAAUUUUGAUACCCAGAAACUCAAAAUCGGCUUAGUUAACGUAGAAGAUGAUAUAAAGAUCAUGUAUGAUUCCUACAGAUUAGUUGAGUCAGUUUCUGUAGAUUUUGUGCCUGUUUCUAAAGACAAGAAAUGGGAAGAUUUUUUUCCAGAGUGGAUAGAUGAGUUCCAUAAAUGGGGCAUACCGCGGUGCCCGGAGAUUCCCAUGCCAAGACUGGAAGCUUAUCGUGACUUGGAUGUUAUAGUUGCUAGAGUUCCUUGCGGUGGUGAAGAGAAAUUAGGGAAGAAGAAGGGUAUCAGGGACGUGUUUAGGCUGCAAGUGAAUUUAGUGGCGGCUAAUCUUGUGGUGGAAAAUGGUUGGGAUAAACCUGAUGUUGAACGAACGGUUUAUGUUGUGUUUAUAGGGGAUUGUGGGCCUAUGCAAGAGAUUUUCAGAUGUGAUGAUUUGUUGACUCAUAUUGGUGAAUAUUGGGUGUAUAAGCCUGAAUUAAGGAAAUUGAAGCAGAAGCUGUUAAUGCCCGUUGGUUCAUGCCAGAUUGCUCCUGCUUAUGCAGAGACAGGUAAAGAGCUUUGGAGAAAUUUUAUGUCAGAAUCAACAGUAAUAGGGCAAAACGACACCACAUACCUCCAAAGAAUUGCCUACCAUCAGAAAGUUGCCUACGUAACAGUUCUUCAUUCCUCAGAAGCUUAUGUAUGUGGUGCAAUUGCUUUAGCUCAAAGUAUAAUUCAAACCAACUCUACCAAAGACCUAAUCCUACUCCAUGAUUCAUCGAUAACUCCAAAGUCCCUUCGAGGUUUAAGAGCCGCCGGUUGGAAAACCAGACUAAUACAACCCAUCAAAAGCCCUUUUGCAAGAAAAGGAUCCUACAAUGAGUGGAACUAUAGCAAACUUAGAAUUUGGCAACUGACAGAUUAUGAUAAAAUUAUUUUUAUAGAUUCAGAUAUCGUCGUCCUCAAGAACAUGGACAAGUUAUUUACUUUUCCGCAAUUAUCAGCUUCUGGAAAUGAUAAAACGUUGUUUAAUUCUGGGGUUAUGGUGGUAGAGCCAUCGAAAUGCAUAUUUGAAGACUUGAUGUUGAAGAGUAGGAAAUUAGCUUCAUAUAAUGGAGGUGAUCAAGGAUUUCUUAAUGAAGCAUUUACAUGGUGGCAUCGAUUGCCUUCAAGAAUGAACUAUCUUAAGAGUUUUGGAGGAGGAAGAAACCCAAAUCAUGAAAUUCCAGAACAAAUUUAUGCUAUGCAUUUAUUAGGGUUGAAGCCAUGGAUGUGUUAUAAAGACUAUGAUUGUAACUGGGAUAUGAAAGAUCGUCACGUAUUUGCUAGUGACUCUGCACAUAAAAGGUGGUGGCAAGUUUAUGAAGCUAUGCCAAAGAAAUUGCAUAAGUAUUGUGAGCUUACAAAGCAAAUGGAUGCAAGAAUUAGGAAAUGGAGAGGGAUAGCUAAGAAAUUAGGUUUAGCUGAUGGGCAUUGGAAGAUUAAUCCUAGAGAUCCUAGACAACAUCAUUUUGUUGAAUGAUUAAUAUUCAUUAAUUAUAGAAAUAGCAUCCUUAAUUA